Parathielavia appendiculata is the source of this 348-nucleotide messenger RNA. RefSeq lists its product as uncharacterized. The transcript has 2 exons. Bases 1 to 348 code for a protein of 115 amino acids. Lineage: Eukaryota; Fungi; Ascomycota; Sordariomycetes; Sordariales; Chaetomiaceae. The record is from RefSeq and is a predicted model, not a curated record.
AUGCCUCAUCCGAUCAUCGUCAUUGCCAGUUUCUUGGCCGCGAUCAGGUCGACGUGGGAACUCUCGCGUGUGGUCCGCGAGAAACGGGCUGCCAAGACUGAAGACCGAGGAAAGAGCACCCUCAUUCUUCUGCAACAAGCCUACCGCAAAGGACUGCUCCUAGAAAGAGAGUUCGAUUACCUCUUCGAACGCUUAAUGCGUGCAGAGGCCUGCAACGACGCUGCCGCACUGCGGAAGAUUCGUGCCGACUUCCAGGCCAUCCAGGCAAGGCCAUCCUGGCGACGGGUGGUGGAACGAGAGAGGGACAUAGGGACAUGGACUACUAAGCUGGCUGGCCCUGGUACAUAG